GAGAACUUCAGUCUGAAUCAGCUUCAGUCUGCAAAUGUUUGCCAGGCAUUUGGUGAAUACUCCGACCAAAGCCUUCAUUUAGCAGAAUCCAAACAGAUUUGCUAUCAGGUGGAGAAGAAAAGAGCAAGAUGAAAGAAGAUGCUUCCAAAAGCUCUGAUCAGAGCCUGUCUGAUCACACGCUUGACAAAGAUCUCCGGAGCAGGACAGGUCAAAGGCACUCCCCUAUCGUGUAUGACCGACUGCAGAAACAGAGGGAUGAGGACUCGCCUGGGCUGUCUGUCUCACAAGUCAGACUCAUGCAGCGACUUCACAGCCAUCCUUCCGGAUAAACCAACUCGAGCUUUGAAAAGAUUAUCCACAGAAGAAGCUACCAGGUGGGCAGAUUCUUUUGAUGUCCUCCUGACUCAUAAAUAUGGAGUGGCUGCAUUUCGUGCCUUUCUGAAGACAGAAUUCAGUGAAGAAAACCUGGAGUUCUGGCUGGCGUGCGAGGAAUUCAAGAAGAUACGAUCAACUACCAAACUAGCUGCCAAGGCCCACCGGAUUUUUGAAGAAUUUAUUGACGUGCAAGCACCACGAGAGGUAAACCUAGACUUCCAGACAAGAGAGGCAACACGAAGGAAUCUAGAAGAACCAUCACCAUCAUGCUUCGACCAAGCCCAAGGGAAAAUUCACAGCCUUAUGGAAAAAGACUCUUACCCCAGGUUCCUGAGGUCCAAAAUUUAUACAGACCUGUUGUCUCAAACCCAGAGGAGGCUCAGCUAGGGCAGGGAUCAGGAGGAGGAGUGUCCUCCUUAGACAUCACAAGCUUCCUACACUAGCCACUAGUUUCUAUGUGUGAUGUUAAAUUCAUUUUCUUACAGCAGCAAUAGAAGGAGAGGAGAAAUUGAAGAAGCAUGGAGAAAUUGAGUUGUGUACAUGGAUAAAACAUUUCACAGUAUGAAUCCAGUGCUGUCUUUGGAUCUUCAUCAUUCUAUGUAUGCAUGUCCAUAUUUUAACUGAAGACCAUGCAUAUGUAUAGCAGUAAAAUCCUUAUUCCAACCCUGAUAGAAGCUUCUAGCAUAUUACACUAUAUCUGGACAAAUCAAUGAAUUGAAGUAAAAGUAGGGUUAAGAACAAUAUUCAAAUUGGACUACUCUCUGAAAUGUUGCUGGAAGGAAAGCAUAUAAGAGAGAAAAAAGUUAUAUUUAACAUCUCCAACCUGUUUGUUUUGAGGUUGCAGCUUCUGGUAUUUCCCAAAGCCCAAACACAUCCAGUGGGGACUGAACUGGGAAAUGCGAUUUUGAAUGAACAUACAAUGAUCUUGCCAAUUUUUCUGUUCAAAUAAUUCAGGUUCACAUAAUUUCAAUUUAUAGACUAGGGAUAGAAAAGCUCAUAGCCCUCCAGAUUUCUGAGCAUCCUUUUCAAUUGCAAUUGCUGGAAACAGCACCUGGUGGGUCAUAUGGGGUCAUAUACCCAGUGCUUUUUUUCUAAAAAAAAAAAAAAAAAGGUGCCGGAACUCACACACGUCAUACAACCCGCCUUGCCUACCCUACAAGGUUCCAUCCAAAACAGGUGCCGGAACUCCAUUCUGGGCAUUCUAUGAGAAAAAAAGCCCUGUAUAUACCCCAUAUACUUUAUCCCCUGUAUCAAACAGAAAUGCUGAACUAAUGACAACUGGAUGUGAUAUUCAAUGUCUUCCCAUCAAUAUUUUGAAGAUUACUUUUUUUUUUUUUUUAGAAAAUUGUACAAAUGGACACUAGAGAAAAGAAUGUGUAAUUUAAAGUAACUCUUUCACAUUGCCUGAUAGCAAGACUGAUCUUGGCAAGGAUUUCUGAAUAUAUUUUUCAUAUUUUAGACUAAGGAGGCAAAAGUCUUUCUUCCUGGUCAAAACAUCUGUUUCCUGCACAGAAAGGACCAAACAACCUUGAUUCAUAUGGCUAGUUCUGUUACUGGACUAAUUGUCCAAGGUGCUAGAUUUUUUAAAUGGCAGAUGGGUAUUAGAGUAACACUUGCUUUGUAAAUAGGAAUUUCUGGAAAUUCUGUUGGGAUUGGAUCUAGACUAUUUUGUUAAUAAGUAAGAACAUGUGGCUGCAGCUUCCCUCACUUGAUUAUUCCAAAAAACCGAAUUGGGUGUAACAUUUCUGGAACAAAAAUGAUAAGUUUUGUUUUGUUUUGCCCUAAGGAAGGGCACUUCUGGAUGUGAAGCCCAGAAGUCUUAUUCCUUUAAGAGCUUCAACCAGAAAGAGGCAAAGUUGCAGAACAUCCCAGACUGAUGAAAAUGUUCAUUCUCCUAUUUUCAUUCACAUUGGGGGGUUGAAGUGGCACUGUUCCCCCCCGCCCCUUCCAUUGCUGUUAUUUAUUAUUACCAAACUGAUGUUGGUGCUCUGACCCAGUUCUAGGGAACCUGCUUUGCGGGGAAAAUAUCCCUCUUUUGAUGAAAAGCCCUAUCUUAAAGCUCUGUUUGCGUGAACGGAUAGAUAUUAGACAUCAUACAGCUCAUAUUUCUCUUCUCUUACAGCAGCAUGCCCAAUUAUGUAUAUACAGCAGAUGUUGUAUUUCAUAACUUGAGAUUUGCAGCUUAAAAUAGACUUCACUUAGACAUCUGCUGUGUCAUGUUGUCAGGCUUUGCAGAGAAUAAAUAUUUCACGACAGACUUUGUACUGGAUGUGAUUGCAGGGAGGCACUUGAGCUUAUUUCUACUAACAGGACGUAUGUUGGGAUAUCUGGUAAAAUGGAGAUAGAAGGAGGCAGACUGGAUGAAGCAGAAGCAAUAAAUAUAGGUGAAUUACUAUGUAUGAAUUGGAUUUCUAGCUGCCACCAUCAAAACCAAUCUGCCAAUGUUGUCUGAGAAAAUAUAGCACAUUCCUGAAGCAUUCCUGAAAUUUUAUUUUUCUGCCAGGGGCAAUUUCAAAGCAUUGUUGUCUGGCGUUCUUCCUGAUAAUCACACUGGAUGGAGGCCCCAAAAAUGCUAAGCCACUCUGUGUUAGGCUUAAUUUUGGCUUAGCAUUUAAUAAGAACUCAAUCAAUGCAGUCUGAUAAGUUUAUGCAUAGAAUGAAUCCAGUAUCAUUCUCUGUAGUUGAGAAUCUCUGCAAUGUAACCCAGCAAAAUGACGAUAAGGAAUUGCAAAUAUGGAUGGAGGAGGAGCAGGAGACGGCUGCUGGGAGUCGUUCUAUUUGCAUUUAUUUCUGGAGUGAAAGCUUAUUCAGAUAUGCAGUCUCCCCAUCUGUAAUAAGAACAAUAGAUUUUUUUUAAUAAAGAAGAACAUAAAGUAGAAAACUGAGCAAUAUGAUGGUGCUUUUGUAGCUUUGUAGUUAUAAUUCAGAAGGACUCAAAUGUAAUGGAAGGAAAAUGGAUUUCCUAGUAGGGACAUUCUAAAAUUAGAGUAAGAAUAAUUUAGGAGAUUUCUUAGGGAAUCAAGGUUGCAUUUUUUGCAGGGGGGUUUGUGUGGGGAUAUCAAAUCUCUGGAUUUUAGUCAUGUAACACCUAUAAACAAUAAGAGCUUAUUUAGCAAAGGAGAAGAGUAUCUAUGGCGUUCAUAGGUUUUUAUGCUGGAUUAUUACUCCCAGGAUCCCAUGAUAGAUACUGAGUUGUAUUGCAACUAUCCUUACCUCCUCACUUCGCAAAUGCUUAAAGCAUUCCGAAGCAAGAUUUAAAACAGACGCUCAUUUAGCAUAUAGUACAGAAUGGAAAAAUACUGCAAAAGCUUAUCGAAGGUCAUAGACUAGUAAACAGUCACUCUGGUAGUUGCAAGCCUGUUUCAUAAAUAUUAUUUUUUCUUUCAUGUGGCGUGCUUUGGGCUGCAGUCUUCUAGCCCUUGAACAAAAGUAAGGAUCAUUCAUUUUAAUGGUCUUACUUCUAAAUCCCAAGAUUUGCAUUAUUACUUUUUCAGGAUUGCUACGAACUUUUCAUUAUGCUGAUAAUAUUCUUCUGAAGAAACAGUAGAAUCUUAGAUGAGCUUUCUAUCUGCCUUCUGCCUCUCUUUCGGUCUCUGAAAGCUUACCUCAUGGUUUAGACUACAGGAAAGUAAAUUGUAUUUUUUAAAACAUAAUGAAAGGAAACAUCUGAAAGCAGUAUAAUUAUUUUGGUGCUUUUGUGCAAGGAAAUUAUUUUUCUUGGAAAUAAAAAUUAUUUAGAACUUUAUUUUAAUGGAAAAAUAGUUAUCCCUUGUAAAUAUCAUGUGAACAGUACAGCCUCAUGUGAUGAAUAAUUUCUUUCCCUAUUAAUAAAUUCAAGGAAAUGGAUGCAGGCCAUUAAUUAUCAUAAUAAUAUUCCCUGUAAAAGAGGGAGAGAUAUAUGCUUACUUUAAUUUAACUCUAAUGGACAAUCCCAGGAAAAAACAUUCUUCUAAGCUCUAUUGGUCUAAAUAUAUUAAACAAAAGCAAUCUAUCAUUUAUUAGUUAAAGGUUUCUAUGCCCCAAAUUCUAAUGUCACAUGAAAGCAAGGGCAGUGGAGAAUACACAUGAUGUUCCCACAGUUUCUAGAAAUCUCUGUUUUGAAAGGUUCUUAAUUUGUAUGUCAUUCCUGUUGUCUCAGGCUUUUCAAGAAACCAUAAAAUAAGUAUAAAUACUGCAUGAUGUGGAUAAAGUGAACAGGCAGGAGCUACUUUCCCCUUCCCAAAAGAAUAGAACCAGAGGUUACUCAAAUUGAAUCCUGGAAGAACCAAGACAAAUAAAAGGAUUUGGUUUUACACAGCAUGUAAUUUUUAGAUAUUAGAAUACACUAUUAGAAUACACCAUUACUACCAGCUUCAAAACAAGGUUGGACCAGUUAAUGGAAGUCAUGGAGAUCAAUGGCUAUUAGCCUUGAUGUUGGUGUGACUACCUCUGAAGGCCAUUUAUGGGAGAGUAGUUGAUUACCUUUGCAGUUGGUAGGCCACUGUGAGAACAGCUGCUGGACUAGAUGGGCCAAAGUAUGAACCAGCAAGGCAUUACUUUUGUUGGUUCCAUGUCGAUUCUUGCAUGUGUAACAUGGCUGACUGGCUGGCUGUAGUUGGUUUAUCCAAGGCUGGGUCUCUCUGAGGUCAAACUUAACUCCUUGGAGAUUCACUUGAUUCCUUUUUGUGUAUUUCAUAAUACACUAAUGCAUCAAUCUAUAUAUUAGAGUGGGCAGUCAGAACAACAAUAAAAUCCAACCUGAACUAACACAGUGACAAAGAAUUUCACCACAAUUACAGGGAAAAUUACAUGGAUGUGUCAAUGUAAUUACUAGGAGUCAAGCUUGACAUAAAGAGAUCUUUUUCAGUUAAAUGACUUAUGGGAAAUGGCCAGUAUGUUUACUUUAUUCCUAGUAUAGACUUGUGAUAUUACUUCAAUAUACAUGAUUUUCCUGCCACAUCAGCAAGAACAUAUUGCUGUGCAUGCCUGUGCCCCUGAGAAACAGGAUAAACUGCAGGAUAUCAUCCAUGUUGAUUUUUGGGUUGUUAUUUUAUGUACAAAACAUUUAAAGAGAGAACAUGGAAAACAUUAUUUGUACACUCAUAACUAAGCUUGUGUAUUUAUUUAGAAAAACAUGUAGGAAUAGACAUGUCAUAAUCUUCUGAUUAUAUAUCUGAUUACAAUAAACAGUAUUAACAAUGUUCUUGCAUAUGGAAAAA
Crotalus tigris (Tiger rattlesnake) is the source of this 5573-nucleotide messenger RNA. RefSeq names its product regulator of G protein signaling 8 (gene RGS8). The record is from RefSeq and is a predicted model, not a curated record. The transcript has 6 exons. Bases 139 to 762 code for a protein of 207 amino acids. NCBI's taxonomy places the organism in Eukaryota, Metazoa, Chordata, Lepidosauria, Squamata, Viperidae.